CGAAUUAGCGAUCGAAAGUUAAAAAGGAAAAUUGGAAAUUGAGUCGUAUGGGAUUGGUUGGCGUUUUGUUUGCCAUUGUAAUUUUAAAGUGAAGCAUUUUGUCGCGACAAGUGUUGCUCUAUUUGCUGUGGAUUGUGCUGCUGCUGCUACCGGGUAACAGUGUGGACUACAUUCGUCGGAUUUGUUGACCGGCGUUUCUGUUGUUUUGCUGAUGCGCUUCAGUAAGUUUUUCCCACACGUGGGCACUCGACUGGGGGUGGAAAGGUGGACCACUGCUGCCCAUUGCUAAACGGUGCUUUGUGAUAGGACAAUACCAACGAUGGAGAUUGCCUAACCUAAUAGCAGUGCAGUUGACAGAUGUAGAGAACAGAGGAAUAAUUCAGUGAAAGUUGCUUACAUCAGAAUAGAUCUGUGUUGGCGAUUCUGUGAGUGAUUCAUUCGGAGAAAGAGAAAUCCCCUUACAGUGGCAGUAAUAUGAAAACAACCGUCAGCUGUUCACGAAGAGCCCCUCAGGAACAACAGCGCGUCUCAAGAGAGUCAAGGUCGGUGUACGAAUCUUCCUCAUUCGGUAUCAGCGUGAAUGAACAGUUGCGCUAUCUGCAGAAACAGCAUCAAGAACUGAUUGAGGAGCACAAAACACUGAAGCAGGACUACCGAGAACUUCAGCACCGCCACGAUAAAUUGGAGACCGAAUAUUUGACUUUGGAAGAGGACUACAAUGCUCUGAGGGUGGAUUUUAAAAACCUUGAAGAAUCGCAGAAGACUUUCAACGUGCGAAAGAUUCUGCAAUUGAAGUUUAAGAAGCGUGCCGAUAAGGAAACACUGGUGAAGCAAAAUAUAAUACAGAAUGAAGCAUGUUUCAACACUUUCUUGGAGGCCGUGGUCAAGAGUGAUCCGUUGGGAAUUCCCAAGAUCGUAGUGGAGUGCGUGACGAUCGUUGAGUCGAGUGACAAAUUCAUGAAAUCUCAGGGACUGUAUAGAGUAUCAGGCAAUCACAACACUAUACAAAACCUACGUUACGAUAUCAACGCAGAUAACUACAAGAAGCUAAGGAAGCAAAAAACUCCCCAUGAGGUUUGUGGUGUUCUGAAGCUGUUCUUACGGGAACUGAAGGAGCCGAUUAUUUCGUUGGCAUUGCUGAAUCGAAUCAUCCCAGGGCCAUCUGAUAUGAUUCAUUUAAGAACGAUCAAAGUAUUGGAAUUGGUGAAUUCAUUGGACGAAUUGAGGAAAAACACGCUACAAUUUUUGAUGCAGCAUCUCAAGAAGGUGGCUGCCGUGGAGGACAACGAAAUGGACUCAACGAGCCUUGGGAUUUUGAUGAGCUCCUGCAUUUUCAACGAAACCUUAUCCGACGUUUGCCCGCAGCGGUUUGAAGCGAUAAGCGCCGUACCACGGGAAUGUACGAGGACAAUGAUCGAAUGUUACGAUGAAAUAUUCGUUAAGUAAUAUCAAAAAAUUUUAUUAUUAUUAUUAUUAUUAUUUUUAUGGUUUUAUUUUUAUUGAAUAAAUCGGUUUCCUGUCAUUUUA
Aedes aegypti (yellow fever mosquito) is the source of this 1527-nucleotide messenger RNA. It is a transcript of the gene RhoGAP16F, whose product is annotated as rho GTPase-activating protein 15. NCBI's taxonomy places the organism in Eukaryota, Metazoa, Arthropoda, Insecta, Diptera, Culicidae. The transcript has 6 exons. The record is from RefSeq and is a predicted model, not a curated record. Gene Ontology annotation, cellular component: cytoplasm. Gene Ontology annotation, biological process: regulation of GTPase activity; signal transduction. Bases 475 to 1446 code for a protein of 323 amino acids.